AUGGCCGUCGCUCUUCCCAGGCGAUUCUAUUCGCUGCUCUGGGUCGCAGUCCUACUUGCGCUCGUCGUCUUCUUUGUCUUCCUCCGCGAAGAUACCUGGUCAUCCAUUCCUCGACCUCCCAGCGGCUGGAAGAUCCCAUUCACCACCGACGAUGGCGUUCUCUCCUCUUGGAUGGGCAACAACAAGAAGGCUCCCGCCAAGGAUCCCAAUGAGCCUCUGCGCAUCGUGCUCACCGAGUCCUCCGGUACCCACGACGAAGUCGCCGCUGCCCUGAUGCACGCUUUCGGUGGCCAGGAAGGCUCCCAGCUCGAUGUCUUCUUCGCCAACCAGCGAUUCCGAAUGCAGGAUAUCAUGGGCAACUUCAGCCUCCCCGCCAACAUCACCGUCAACAAGUGGGACAAGUUUGCCAGCUUUGUCGAGGAGAACCCACCUCACAUCCUCGUCUCCACCACCUGCGAGUUUGAUCUCGACCGUGGUGCCGAGCCUAUCGUCAAGCUCCUCAAGACCGCCAGCACUCACCUCUUCUGCACCAUUCACCACGCCGAUCGAUGGGCCCAGGGCAAGUACGUCCAGGCUGUCCGAAGCUUUGUUGAGCACCAGCGCGUCGACUUUGUCGGUCUGAGCCAGCACACUGUUGACUUCUUCCUUAACGACACCACUCCCAAGUGGCACUCGGCUGCCAACGUCACCACCCGAGUUAUUCCCCCGGUCUUCCCCGUCCAGAUCCCCGACCCUGAUCUUCAGCCUGGUAUCUCUCUGUCUCUCCAGGGUGAUUACUCUUCCGGCCGACGUGACUACAACGGUAUCUUCAACCACCUCGGCAGCGUCGUUCGCAAGGCUGGCGAGGAGGCCGAGGGCCACAGCCCCAAGAACGUCAGCCUUCAUGUUAUCGGACACGGUACUCCUCCUGAGGUUCCCGACCACGUCAAGGAUCACGUCUACUUCGACCAGGGUCUAUCAUACCCCGACUUCUACACUCUACUGUCCAAGUCAUUCGCCCUCCUCCCUGCUUUCGCCUCCGACACAUACUUCGACCGCAAGGCUUCUUCAACUAUUCCCGCAUCUCUGAUCGCCGGUGCCCCCAUCGUUGCGACAGAGGAGCUUCUCAAGGCUUACUCCUACAUGCCUCGCGAGGCUACCUGGGUUGCCCGACCCGGUGAGGGCGAGAUGGACGUUAUCGAGCGAGUAAUUGAUGACCGAGAAGGCUUCACUAAGCGAAGACAAGCCGUGAGGGAUCUGACAAAGAAGCUCCUCGAUGAUAACCACGCCAACACCAAGGCCUGGAUCGAGGAGGCCUUCGAGAGAUACAAGAACAACUAA
This is a messenger RNA of Fusarium pseudograminearum CS3096, 1320 nucleotides long. RefSeq lists its product as uncharacterized. NCBI's taxonomy places the organism in Eukaryota, Fungi, Ascomycota, Sordariomycetes, Hypocreales, Nectriaceae. The transcript has a single exon. The coding region runs from base 1 to 1320 and encodes 439 amino acids. The record is from RefSeq and is a predicted model, not a curated record.